GCCCAGCGCUAACUCGCCCCCUCCUCUCCGGCGGUGGCUGGCUGCGGCAGCUGUAGAGCCAGGCGGGGCUGGCGGAGGCGAAGGAGCAGCCGUGGAAUAUGGCGGACGGCGUGGACCACAUAGACAUUUACGCCGAUGUAGGAGAGGAGUUUAACCAGGAGGCUGAAUAUGGUGGGCAUGAUCAGAUAGAUCUGUAUGACGACGUCAUCUCUCCAUCUGCCAAUAACGGCGAUGCACCAGAGGAUCGUGAUUAUAUGGACUCUCUUCCACCAUCUGUUGGAGAUGAUGUGGGCAAAGGAUCAGCACCAAAUGUUGUCUAUACAUAUACAGGGAAGAGAAUUGCAUUAUAUAUUGGGAAUCUUACUUGGUGGACCACAGAUGAAGAUUUAACUGAAGCAGUUCAUUCACUUGGUGUAAAUGAUAUUUUGGAGAUAAAAUUUUUUGAAAACCGUGCUAAUGGCCAGUCUAAGGGAUUUGCUCUUGUGGGUGUGGGAUCUGAGGCAUCUUCCAAAAAGCUGAUGGACCUGUUGCCCAAAAGAGAGUUACAUGGUCAAAAUCCUGUUGUAACUCCUUGUAAUAAGCAAUUUCUGAGUCAAUUUGAAUUGCAAUCAAGAAAAAACUUAUGCGGAAGUCUGAAAAACAGAUUAAUGAAGAGCAAAGAGGUGCUGCAUUUGUCUACACAAUCAGGCCAGAUGUCUGGUGAAGGAAAAGCUGGUCCCCCAGGAGGCAGUUCACGAGCAACUUUUCCUCCAAGUAACAGAGGGAGGGGCCGUUUUCCAGGUGCCCUUCCCGGAGGGGACAGAUUUCCGGGACCAGCUGGACCCGGAGGGCCCCCUCCACCUUUUCCAGCUGGACAGACUCCUCCACGUCCACCUCUAGGUCCUCCGGGCCCACCAGGCCCACCAGGUCCUCCUCCACCUGGCCAGGUUCUGCCUCCUCCACUAACUGGUCCUCCUAAUCGUGGUGACCGUCCCCCUCCUCCAGUUCUGUUUCCAGGACAACCGUUUGGCCAACCUCCAUUGGGUCCACUUCCACCUGGUCCUCCACCUCCAGUACCAGGCUAUGGUCCUCCACCAGGUCCUCCACCCCCACAGCAAGGUCCUCCUCCACCUCCAGGUCCUUUCCCCCCUCGUCCACCUGGUCCUUUAGGACCACCCCUUACACUGGCUCCUCCUCCUCAUUUACCUGGACCACCACCAGGUGCUCCCCCUCCUGCCCCACACGUGAAUCCAGCUUUCUUCCCCCCACCAGCCAACAGUGGCAUACCUACAUCAGACAGUCGUGGUCCACCACCUUCAGAUCCAUAUGGCCGACCUCCACCAUAUGACAGAGGUGAUUAUGGGCCACCAGGCAGGCGUUUCACUGGAAAUAACAUGUCCAUAAGAGAACAAUUACAUAUGCCAUUGUAUUGGAGACAAACGAAAAAUAAUACUCAAAACGCAGGGAGAGAAAUAGAUGCUGCAAGGACACCAUUAAGUGAAGCAGAAUUUGAAGAAAUUAUGAAUAGAAAUAGGGCUAUCUCUAGCAGUGCCAUUUCAAGAGCUGUAUCAGAUGCAAGUGCUGCGGAAUAUGGAAGUGCUAUAGAAACCUUGGUGACUGCAAUUUCAUUAAUUAAACAGUCCAAAGUAUCUGCAGAUGAUCGCUGCAAAGUACUUAUUAGCUCUCUGCAAGAUUGUCUUCAUGGGAUUGAAUCAAAGUCUUACGGUUCUGGGUCAAGAAGACGUGAACGGUCAAGGGAGAGAGACCAUAGUAGAUCAAGGGAGAAAAGCCGGCGCCAUAAAUCUCGUAGCAGAGAUCGCCAUGAUGAUUACUACCGGGAAAGAAGCCGUGAACGUGAGAGGCAUCGUGACCGUGAUAGAGACCGUGAUAGAGAGCGUGAUAGAGAACGAGAAUAUCGUCAUCGUUAAGAGCAAAAUCUACAUCACAAAUUUUAACACAUUACAGCUGAAGGAAGAGGAGCACCUCACCGAAAAGAAAUGUAACUUCGUGGAAAGAGGCUUGUCCGGCAGUUUGCUUCUUGUGAUCGAACAGAGCUGUAAAGGAUUCAUGGAUAAAUUGAACAGGAAUAGAUCUGAAUAAAGCAAAUCUGCAUAUAUGGUAACCAGUAGCUCUCUUACUUUUUAUGUUGCUUAGCUGUUUUUAUUUGAAGGAACCUGUGUGAUUUAAAACAUAUAGCUUUUUGCAGCUAUUACUGGUUAUAUAUAUAUAUUUGACAAUUAAAAUGUGCAGGCAAUUGGAAAAAUGUCAAGUAAAUGCUUGUUUUUAUAGUAGUUGGUUCUUGUUUAAAUGUUCAAGAUAAUGUCUGUAAAGCGCACCAAUUUGAUUAUAAUAGAUGUAGUGUUGUAAUAAAAUGUUUGAUGGGGCUGAUGUGUAAAUCUGUUCGAGUUAUUUGAUGUUUACACCUCAGGGAGCGUCUUGUGUUCAGCAAUAUUUAAUGGUGUUAAAUGUCUCUAACAAAAUGCAUAUUUUUUACAAAUGCAUCAAUUUAUUGUAUUUGAUGAACUUUAUGAUGAAACUAGAAUAGAAAUCACAUUAUUAGUUUAUAGCCAGUUUUACAUAGAUGGUUUUUGAACAGGCCUAAACAUGUACCAAAAAAUUAGUGUUUCUGAUCCUUGUAGAUUGAAAAUUCCAUUGGGGAAGAUUUAGGCUUAAGUUGAAUUAAAGUGUACAAAAGACUUCUGUUGUAAUAUACAGAACUAAAUAACCCAUAUUUAUUUACAAAAUGUUAGAAAAAACAUUUUCAGAUGAUGGUCAUUCUUUACUUUUUUGUUAUGUCCUAUUUCCAAAUACUCUGAUAGUGUAUACAUAGACACACAGUUGUACACAGUAGGUACAAAAGAGUUCCCUAAAACAACAUGAAAAAUAAAAAUUCCAGUAGUUUCUUUAAACAGUAAAAUGUAGUUUGUCCUAAUAAGCAGAUGUAAAUUUGAUGUACUCCAGAUUCAACAGUAGAUUUAUAGUCAUGCUCAGCAAUGUUGUUUGUUGAUAAAAACAGACUUCUCAGAUUCUUACUUGCACCUGCCUAAUUUCUCCUUUCAAAGCUGUCAACAUUUUAAAUGUUUACUAUUUUCCCAAAUUUACUGUAAUUGGUUUGUGAAUUAAUGAAAAUCAUUUUUAAUAUUUAAUCAAUAUCUUAAUAAAUUGGAUUAUAAAUUUGAUGAGAUAUGAAAUUAAAUACACCAUAUAUAUUCUCCAAUUAUAACUUAAUAAAAACCAUGAUCAGUCUUGGGUUUUUUAAUUAAUAUAAUUGUGUAAUAAUAAUUUUCAAUAGCAUCCUUGACCCAUCUACAGUUUUUAAGAUAAAUGAAGCAUACAUAGUAAAAUAUAUGUGUGUUUCAGUUAUAUACAUCAUAAAGUAUUAUCUGGAUCUAUGUUUCGGUUUACCCGGAGUAAAUCCCUUUGAAAGUGGAAUUACAUUUAAGUAAAUAUUCAUACUAGUAUGUAUCCACUCCUUAUUAGCUGCACAUGGAAACACUCAAAUUUCUAUACAUAAUCCUGCUCAGAGUAGAAAUAAAAUCUCUCUCUGACAGUUAUCCAAUAUGACUUACUUUACAUUCUUAUAAAAGUCAGUUUAUCAUGUGCUUAGCUCAGUUAGUGCAACUUAACCUACUGUAUAGGCUUGUCUGUUUCAAAUUAAUUUUUAGUUGUAAAUAACUGGAGUUGUAUGGAUAUGUUAAUGUUCACUGAAAAUAUUUUUAUAAUGGCUGCCUUUAUCAUUUUUGUACAUUGGACAUUCUUAUGAUUCAUUCUUGGUUUAUUUUCUUGAUCUAACACAUUUUUAUGUGAAAUUGGCUUCUGUUAACCAUAUUUUAUUAUCAAUUUACCUAAUUAGUAUGUGGAAAUGUUAAUAUUAGUUUUGAUUUAGCCUCCAAUUUCAUUGUGUGUGUGUGUGUGUGUGUGUGUGCGUGCGUGUGGGUGUCUAUAUGUAUAAAUAGGUAGUUCAGAAGUAAAAAUUGAUUGAACUAAAAUAUUAAGAUGUUUGGGUCCAUAUACUCUUUAUUUAAAAGUUAUACUUAAGGUUUUGAGUUGUUUCCUUUGUGCAGAGCUGAAUAGGUAUAUAAUCAGAAAAUGGGAAAUUGCUCACAUACUUGGAAUUGCUUGUUUAUGUAGGGUGGUUGUCAUAGCCCUAAGAAUUCCAGUGCAGUAAUGCAUUUUUAAUUAGCUAGAAUGUGCACAAAGAAUCUGGACUAAAAACUGGAAAAACCAAAAGCUGAAGAAACAGCCAGGUAAGUUAGAUAUGCAUCAUGGAUGAAUUUUAUUUGGAAAACUAAGUAUCCAAGAACCAAAAUGAAAAUAAUUUAAAAUCAUAACUUACUUUAGUGUAACUUUUUACAGUUGAAAAGUAGUGUUAUUGCUGUAUAUAGAAUAUUUUAUGUUUUCUUAAGAUUUCCAUUGCUGGCAGUGGAUUUGCCAAAAAAUCAAAGUAUGAAUGGUUUUUUUGGAUAACUUUUUAUAUAAGUUGUGUGAAAGUUUCUGAUGUGUGGUAGUAAAUUGUGGGUAAAAAUUAUUUUCUAAUCUGAAUUAUUAAUUUCAAUUAACAUUUAAAGGAUUCCAAAGAUAUUAAGACAAAUGAAGGCAUUCCAGUUGUGUUAUGUCUGUGAGCAAACUCAGGAUAUAAUAUUGUACAUACUCACCAGACAGUAACAAAAAUCUGGAUAUUUUCUAGGCUUCUUUUUGUUUGUUUGUUUGGAUUUCUGUAUUUAUUCUGUUUCUGACAGGAAAAUGUGUCCAAGUAGGUACUUGAUAUUCUGUAAAUAGAUAUUCGAUUAAAAAGAGCUAUUUUAUGUUUUUAUCAAUAUAAAUUGAAAGCAAAACACAGAACUAAAUUGAUUAAUGUCCUUAGGUAUGUCAGCAUCUGCCUAUAAUAUCACUGUCACAUUUCUUAAUGUGUAUGGUUGCAGCAGGUGGUACUCCUUGAACUAAUUCAAACUUAAGCCAGAGCAGCAAAAUUAUUAAUUGGAUAGUUUUUCUCUCAAUGUAUUGAGCUAACAAUACAUAUAGCUGGAUAACUUUGUUUUUAGAAUAAGUUUUCAAAUUGCAUACUAACCAGAUAUGCACUCUUUCAUUGUCAUAUUUAAAAUCUUGCCCAUUAGCUAUCAUGUGUCUGUCCAAAAGCCUGAUUGCAAAUAUUACAGUGGGAAUGCAAUGCAUGUUACUUAUGUUUAGAUUUCGUAAUUAAUUUUAGAGUGAAAAUCCUGAUUAGUUUUGAGAUUGUGUGUGCUUGACUGAUUUUGAUUAUUCCUGGAUUAUUUGGUUGUUCAAGUUUUGUCAAAUAUGAACUGCAGGUUUUAAAUGUAUAUAAUGACUUCAGUUUUAAAAACUUUUGUAAAUACAAUAUUAGAUAGCGGUUAGAUUCUCACUCCAUCUUCAGCUUACUACUAUUUUUUAUAUGUAGGGUCUUAUUCACAUUGUUUACUUGUUUGAUGUAAGAUUUCACAGCCUUAAAAUGCAGCUUUUAAUGUAAAAGCAUUAAACAUACUGUGUAAAAUGUGCAUACUUCAACUGUUUGUCAAUCUUAAAAAUCUGAGAAAUAGGAAAAAUUGUGUUAAUGAAAAUAACAUUUUCAUCUGAGCAAGAAAAAAUAGUAGGGAUUUAUUUAACAACCAGAUAGUUAAUCUGAGAACAAGGUAUUUUAAAAAGCACAUUAGAAAUAUUUUAUAUAAGAAACUUUGAUACUCCUUAUGUAUGUGUACAUACUAUGCCAUCAGCAAACAUGCACAUGCUUAUGCGAACUCUUAAUACAUUUUCAUUUCCAUCAAAUAUUGCUUUCUCUCUUUGCAGUUGUAAAUUAUUAGUUUAAAUAAAAAUAAUGCCACAGUAUCCAUAUUACAAAUGUAGAUUAUUUCAAGCUUUUGGGGUAGAGUCUUUCAAAUCAAAAGCCACUUUUGAGAAGACAUUCUCUGGAAUAGCACAUGGGACUGCAGCAGGGCAAAAUGAAAGAAUGCUCUAAAACCAUAUUAUAUAAGCAGUAACAUUUCUGUUUUCAUACAUUUCUAGUCCAAUUCUGCUGAGAUCCAAAAAUGCAAUAAACGUGGAAUUCUGCCACACUUUGGAUUUAGAAGCAAAUAGUGCUUCAAAUCAUGCAGAGACACAAAUGUAAUGCCUGUCUGCAACACCUUAAAUAAGUAUUUUUCUGAACUCGCACACCUGCAUCAUGAAGUUGGGAAAGGAGCGUAACUACUUUGAAGUGAUACAAACUGAUGAUAUGUUUGUCCCUUAUAUACUCUGAAUACUUUUUUGCCUUUGAAUUUGAAGUGCUGCUGAGCCCCGCUUUCUCCAUGGAGAAUGACAUCUUUUUUAUAUUGUAUUAAACUUUGGGGAUUAGACGAUUUUACAAUUUUCUCCCAACUCUGAGACAAUUUA
Ahaetulla prasina is the source of this 6363-nucleotide messenger RNA. RefSeq names its product cleavage and polyadenylation specific factor 6 (gene CPSF6). Gene Ontology annotation, molecular function: mRNA binding. Gene Ontology annotation, biological process: mRNA alternative polyadenylation. The transcript has 12 exons. NCBI's taxonomy places the organism in Eukaryota, Metazoa, Chordata, Lepidosauria, Squamata, Colubridae. Bases 99 to 1907 code for a protein of 602 amino acids. Gene Ontology annotation, cellular component: mRNA cleavage and polyadenylation specificity factor complex. The record is from RefSeq and is a predicted model, not a curated record.